Molecule: messenger RNA, 760 nt
Organism: Manis javanica (Malayan pangolin)
Lineage: Eukaryota; Metazoa; Chordata; Mammalia; Pholidota; Manidae
Gene: TXNL4A
Product: thioredoxin like 4A
Biological process (GO): mRNA splicing, via spliceosome
Cellular component (GO): spliceosomal complex; U4/U6 x U5 tri-snRNP complex; U5 snRNP
Source: RefSeq, a predicted model, not a curated record
UGCACGCGGCGCGCAGUGUGCGCGUCACUUCCGCCCACGCAGCGCGGCCGCGCACGUUCAAGCCGGCUGCGUCCACGCCCGUAAGGAUCUCUGUGCUGGAGGCCCGGUGCGGGCGCAGAGCCUCGAGCCCGCCAUGUCGUACAUGCUCCCGCACCUGCACAACGGCUGGCAGGUGGACCAGGCUAUCCUGUCGGAGGAAGACCGCGUGGUGGUCAUUCGGUUCGGACACGACUGGGACCCCACGUGCAUGAAGAUGGACGAGGUUCUGUACAGCAUAGCGGAAAAGGUUAAAAAUUUUGCAGUUAUUUAUCUUGUGGACAUUACAGAGGUGCCUGACUUCAACAAGAUGUAUGAGUUGUACGACCCAUGCACUGUCAUGUUUUUCUUCAGGAACAAGCACAUCAUGAUUGACCUGGGUACUGGCAACAACAAUAAGAUCAACUGGGCCAUGGAGGACAAGCAGGAGAUGAUCGACAUAAUCGAGACUGUGUAUCGGGGCGCCCGGAAGGGCCGUGGCCUGGUCGUGUCCCCCAAGGACUACUCCACCAAGUACAGAUACUGAGCCCUCCUCCAGCUGCAGGUCCUCUGUGUAUGGAAAUAGGAUGAGCUAUUUCAAGCCUUAAAGAAAGCUCCGGGCAGAGCCCACAACAUGCAGGCAGCUGGCAGGUCUGUGCAGUAAGGACCGCCUGGCCUCUGUACUUUUAUAUAUACAAACAUCUGUAAAUACCCAACUGAUAAAUAAAGUACAUAGUGAUGGGAA